AUGGCGGUCGUUUCUAGCUUGAGAUCAGUCACGAUGAUCGCCGUCGCCGCCUUCCUUCUCUUCGCCAUGCCUCUGGCAAUCGCCCUGCCCAGCUACACAAAUAAUUUCUCACUGCCACCAGGCACCGGCGGCCCCGAAUCUAUCGCCUUUGAUCGCCUCGGAGGUGGACCUUACACCGGCAUCUCCGAUGGUAGGAUUGUGAAACACGUUCCUCUCCGCGGUUUCAUUGAUUUCGCCUACACCGCACAAACCCGGAACAAGACGUUCUGCGACGGGAGAAACGCGACGGCCGAUGCCACGGUGGGGUUGAUCUGUGGGAGGCCAGUAGGGAUUGCAUUCAACAGUACUGGGUUUCUCUUCAUCUGUGAUGCUUACUUGGGGCUUUACGUGGUCGGUCCUUCCGGAGGACGAGCGACCCGGCUCGUUUCUUCCGCAGGAGGCGCAGCGAUCCGCUUCUGUGAUGGCUUGGACGUCGAUUCUAAUACCGGUUUAGUCUACUUCACAGAUGCUAGCUCCCGAUAUGUACUCAGCAAUGCCACCCAAGCCAUCCUGAAUGGGGACAGAACCGGAAGGCUACUGAGCUUCAACCCGAGGACCGGACAGGUUGCCGUGUUGGCCAGGGGGCUUUCGGGUCCUGGCGGCGUCGCCGUGGCUAAGGACAGCUCCUACCUCCUCAUCACCGAGUUCGUCGGCGGCACCGUCAAGAAGUUCUUCCUCACUGGCCCGAGUGCUAACAGGAUUCAGACCUUGCUGAACAACGUCCCCAUCGCGAGCAAAAUCAAGCGAACCGUGGAAGGAGAGUUUACCUUCACGGAGACCGUAGCGCCCUUCACGCAUAGGGCGCUGAGGAUCAACGGAGACGGGACGGUUCUGGCGAACGUGUCCCUCGGUGGCCCUUACAACAACGUUAGUGUCGUCACCGGAGUUCAAAUCUUUCGUGGGUUUACUUACGUUGCGUCUCUGGAUGCCAACUUUAUUGAUCCAGUCUCUGAGCUGGGGCUCGCCUAAAUGUCGAAGGCCGCAUAACGAACAACCUU
Molecule: messenger RNA, 1037 nt
Organism: Rhodamnia argentea
Lineage: Eukaryota; Viridiplantae; Streptophyta; Magnoliopsida; Myrtales; Myrtaceae
Product: protein STRICTOSIDINE SYNTHASE-LIKE 12-like
Exons: 3
Coding region: 1-1008 (335 amino acids)
Biological process (GO): biosynthetic process
Molecular function (GO): strictosidine synthase activity
Source: RefSeq, a predicted model, not a curated record